Myotis lucifugus (little brown bat) is the source of this 4006-nucleotide messenger RNA. It is a transcript of the gene MTUS1, whose product is annotated as microtubule associated scaffold protein 1. The transcript has 5 exons. Lineage: Eukaryota; Metazoa; Chordata; Mammalia; Chiroptera; Vespertilionidae. The record is from RefSeq and is a predicted model, not a curated record. Gene Ontology annotation, cellular component: nucleus; cytoplasm. The coding region runs from base 281 to 2695 and encodes 804 amino acids. Gene Ontology annotation, molecular function: microtubule binding.
AGGGGGGGUUCGGGGGGAGGGGGGAACCUGCAGCGCCUCCGCCGAGGGUGCAAAGGGCGCUGGGGCUGGGAAUGCAGCUCUCCCGCCUCCCGCGUCUGGCUCCCCGGAGGGCUCGGGGUUGGAUCCGAGGCGCAGAGGGAACAGCUUCAGAACAUCUCAGACUAAGGAACUCUCAACUGUGCGGAGAAGAACAUCGAAGAUGGACAAUUUUUCCUUCCCUCUCAUUGGAAAGGAUUUAAAAAAGAACUAAGGUGGCAGAGGUUUUGAGUUCAUCUUCAGGAUGAAUGAAUUUAGUUCAGGAGACAAGCCAGAAGACGACCUGCAGCCCUUAUUUGUCAGCGACAAAAAUGGAAACACUUAUGCAUACCGCCCCAAACCCCCACCUCCGCAGAGCUGUUCGGCAGGCUGUUGGCAUUCUGCCAACCCAGACGACAUGGUGGUGGAUUACGAAGCCAACGCUGCUGCGGACGGUGGUGAAAACAUGGCCUUAACCCCCCAGUGUGUCGAAGAACUUGAUCACCAAAAGGCUCCAAGUGAUUUCUCUGGCCCCGCACACGCUGUAGUCACAGGGGAGCCCAGGUACCCGCGUAGCUGCUGUCAUUCCCUACGGUCCCCUCAGGGCCAGAGUGAGGAGACAUCUCCGCCUUUUGCGUGGGAACCCCAGGAGGGCGAUUGGAGCUGUGCAGACUGCCCAGAUGCCUUGCAGCUAAACCAGACCUUUGACAUGAGCGUGGAUAACGCUGCCUGCGCCUUUGCAAAACACUACGCCGUGGGAAAGAGCCAGUCUUUGCACGCCUCUGGGAGCCUGCAACCAACUGGCAUGAGAAGUGGAAAUACAUCUCUAUCCUGUUCUGUUCGCCCAUCUUCCCAUUCUGAUAAGACACACGUGACAGGGACGAGUUAUGAUAGAAGCGUCUUUAAAAGCCCUGUGGCCACAGCCUCAGAGGCCCAGGGCACAACGUACACAGCGUUUUCUGAGGUGCUGAUGCAAACUGAGGCUUUUGUUCCCGAUGCUGGAAAUGCCUGUCCGUAUUCUUCAGGAAAUGUCACCAGUGAGUACACAGAUGGGCCACAGCAAAGACUAGUUGGAGAAAAAGAGAUACACACUCUGACACCAGUUUCUGAUGGCAUGGAUGUUCCCAGCGGGUCUGCAGUAAAGGAGUUCUUUUGUUUAUCUAACGAUGAACCACAUAGUGAGACACAUUCAGCGAGCUCAUAUGGGCCAAAGGAAAUGGGCCAAAAUCUAGGAGAAACAGUGUCUGGUUGUCUUAUCGAUGACGAAUGCCCUUGCCUGGUGCCAGCUUUUGAUAACAGCACAGCCCCAGUGCUGUGCCCGGAACCCAAAGUCACCGGGGCCGAACACACACAGAUUGCCCCCCAUGAAGAGGACCUGGAAAUCCAAAAUCAUACCAUAGAACUGGCCCCAGGUAGCCCCCCUGGACAUUCACUUGAACUGACUUGGGAUGAAAACGAUAUGGUCAUUAGCGCAAAUGACACCAUUUGCAUGUCCACGCCAAUCCCCAACCCCCUGAAUGCAACCUUUUUUGUUUCCCCCGUCGAGGCGACGGAGAAAUGUAGUAACCUGGAGAAGAGUCACCGAGAACUUUCUAAACCGAACCUAGGAAAGCCAACCACCAAAGCAAAUACCCCGAUCGGCAGCAAAGUCAGAAAGAACAAAAUCAUAAGUUACCCAAGACCGAACUUCAAGAAUGUCAAAGCAAAAGUGAUGUCGAGGCCUGCAUUGCAGUCCCACGACCCUGCUUUGUCAAAGGUCACACCCAGACCCCAGCUGACCAGUGCCUCCUCAUCCCCCUCGUCGGUGUCUUCCUCGAGACAGUUGACAGUGCUGAGCAAAACACGGAGAUCCGACUUGAACGCAGACACGAAAACAGAAACCCCAAUUAACAAGACCCAGAAGCAGCAGUUGAAUAAACUCAUCACGAGCCAGGCUGAGCGUGUUGCAACUCAUUCUAAAAAUGCUUCCCACAAGGUUGCAAGAACAACACCUGCCCUGAAAUCGAAUCGGGAAGAUGUUGACAAAGCCAGUUCUUCUAAUUCGGCUUGUGAGCCUGGGUCCGUGGCUUCGUUUCUCCAGAAGUGCAGGGGCCUGUUCUCGGUGACCAUGGAAAGCCCGGAGUGCUUGGAAAUGACGUAUGUGUCCAACAUCCAGAGGACUAGCCCUGAAGAGAAGGGCGAACAGGAAAAUGGGGCCCUUCUGGAAAAACAAGACCUAAAGAAGGACAUUUUGAAUGAGACCUUUGAGUAUGGGUCUCUGUUUUUGGGUUCUGCUUCAAAAACUGCCACCCCCGCAGGGAGGAAUACACCCAAGCCCGACGCUUCCAGUCUGCGGAUAACACCUGGUCCGAAAGCCAAAGUGGGCCCUUCUGCUUCCUGCUUGAGGUGCACCAGCAACAGCAGAACGCUCAGUGCUGACCGGACCUUAUCUUACCAGAGGAUCAGGCGUGCGGCCGGUUCUGGAAAACCUACAUCUUUGAAAACUGCACAGCCGUCUUGGGUGAAUUUGCCUCGACCGCUUCCUAAGUCCAACGCAUCCUUGAAAAGCUCUGCGCUCCGGCGGACAGGCAGCCCCUCCUCCAUCGCCAGCACCCACAGUGACCUGAACGCUUACAGCAGCAAUUGUAAUUCAGGCUUGGAGAGGUUGUCGCCGGGCCAGGGGCACUCAGCCAGCGUGUGAACAGAAUUGAGGACGCGCUUGCGGAGGAUGUGGCAUUGAAUUAAUGAGCGCAUUUCCGAGAGCUCACUUAGCAGCAGGAGCUCGUCUGGUGUUAGGAAGGAGCGGGAUACCAGAACUCUAGGAACGCCGGAACAUGUUACUUACAAUGGAACGGGAUUCCUCUCUGCUUAUUGUCUGGACUUGACGUUGUAGCAUGAAAUCAGAGGGGCUCGCAGGGAGCAGAGAAUUAGGCGUUUGGAAAGGUGAUUCGCACGUGUGUUAUGUCAAGGCCAUUGCACUUGCCACUUCCUCUGUGUGCAACGCGAAUGUUAACCAUCAGCAGCAUCAGCAGCGUGCUCUCGGGGGACCCGCGACGCCGGAAUCUGUGACACUGGAGGCAGACGCUCUGUAGUGUCACCACCCAGCCUUUCCCACUGACAGCCAUGUUGACAUGGCCACCGGUUCCGUGGCGAGGCUGACACUCCUGAGGAGGGUGUACAAUGCUUUUGUCCUCUCCUUUUUGUCUUGUAACAAAGGGCUUUUCCCUCCACCCACCGAGCCUGCCGAGCAAGCGGCGAUGUGUCCCUGCUGCAGAGUAAGCGUCCAGAUCAGUGAGUCUCUUUCUCAGUGGGAUUUGCUGGCUGGUCUGAUCUGUUCUGUGCAGUGCCCUGGAGCUUACAGAUACCGCCCCCCAAUUCCAGUUCACUGAGAGCAAGCGUGAAGGAUAUGGGAGCGAACAUGGCUGCAGCUUUUCCUGCCUGAGCUUGCUCUGACCCAUUUAAAUGACUGUACCAGGAGGAUUUCGCAGUUGCACAGAAACGGAUGUCUCUUCCAACAUCUUUAUCAACUCGACACUCACCCCGCCGGCCGGCUCAGAGAGGCACUACGAUGCUACUCUACUGACACUGCUGGUCCUGGGAUCCUACAGCCUUUGUGUGGCUCCUUUGUUAGCCUCGCUCACUGGGAACAGAAGUACGUCGGUGAUUUCUGGUUUGAUUCUUCUCUUUGUAAGCAUGCUCUCAGUUCUAUUCAGUACAUCGAUCUAGCACCUUUUGCUAUUUUUGUAACUUGGAAUGUAUCUUAGUUGCAGUGUUUCUCGGACAUAUUUUAAGUUGUCAUUGAUUCCGUCCAGAACCAAUUUUAUUGUAUAUUGUGUGUGUUUCCGAACUCCACAUAAAUCAGCAGCACCGUCGAUGUUCUUGGCACAUGGAAUUACUUCAUUUUCAAAGGUUAUCUGAUGGUCUCCUUUCCAGUUAAAUAGCUAGCGGAUUUUGUGUGUGUAGCUGAUAGUUGUACGAGUAUAAAAAUGUUUUUGUACAAUUAAAGUGAAAA